Mugil cephalus (flathead mullet) is the source of this 968-nucleotide messenger RNA. Its product is annotated as RLA class II histocompatibility antigen, DP alpha-1 chain-like. Bases 192 to 926 code for a protein of 244 amino acids. Gene Ontology annotation, biological process: immunoglobulin production involved in immunoglobulin-mediated immune response; antigen processing and presentation of exogenous peptide antigen via MHC class II; peptide antigen assembly with MHC class II protein complex. The record is from RefSeq and is a predicted model, not a curated record. The transcript has 4 exons. Gene Ontology annotation, molecular function: MHC class II protein complex binding. Gene Ontology annotation, cellular component: membrane; MHC class II protein complex. NCBI's taxonomy places the organism in Eukaryota, Metazoa, Chordata, Actinopteri, Mugiliformes, Mugilidae.
UUUAGCUCAUGGGUUUUUCUGUACAGUUUAAUAGUUGUUAAUUUAAUAAUAUAUUACAGGUUUUUCCAGUGCUUUCUUGCUCCAGUUUUGUACUUAAUUUGAACACGCGCCUGUGAAUUUCCUGUUUUCUCUGUAAAUCAAGGAAACAAAACAGGAAUCUACUUUUGUUAACGACUACCUGCAGCUUUGACAUGAAGUGCUCAUCUGUUGCUGUAAUCCUGAUCCUCAACACCUUCUGUGCCUUCUCACAAGUUCCCCAUGACAUUACAUAUGUUAUGGGCUGCUUUGUGAAUGGCUCGGCUGAAAUAUUGUUCGAGUUUGAUGGGGAAGAGAUGUUAUAUGCCGAUUUUCCGAAAAAGGAAAUUGUGUACACUGUGCCACGUUUUAUUGACCCGGACCCAGGUCAAGUUUUGGUGGGUUUGAGCCUCCUAAAAGAUGCUUUGGACAACAAGGAAUUCUGUCUGGAAUUUACAGAACUUUAUGCUGUGGAAGAAAAACAUCCACAAGAAGAAAAAGACCCUCCUGAGGCUAUCCUCUUCCCCUCUGAAGAUGUUGAGCUGGGAGUUGAAAACACACUCAUCUGCUUAGUAAAUUAUUUCUACCCACCUUCAAUCAAAGUCAGCUGGACCAAAAAUGACCAGCCAAUUUCAGUGGGGACAUCACUCAGUCGAUAUUACCCCAAUGACGAUCAAACCUUCCGCCAGUUCUCAACUCUGACGUUCACGCCGAGCGAGGGCGACGUUUACAGCUGUACUGUGGAGCACUCAGCGCUGGAGACGCCCAGAACAAGAAUCUGGGAUGUAGAAAUCAUCAGAAGCGAUCAUCAAAAUCUAGGACCAUAUAUUUUCUGUGGAGUGGGCCUGAGUCUGGGCCUGUUGGGAUUUGCAACAGGAAUAUUUUUCAUUGUCAAAGGACACCAUCAAUAAUUGUUAUGUUGGCGAAAUCUAUUCAAACAAAAGAAGCCUACU